AUGACUUCUGUGAUAGCCAAGAGAUUGAAGAAUAGAAGAGGAAAAGCUAUUGACACAUCUACCAAUAAGAGUCACUUGUUUGGUCCUGAUACGAGAAAGAGUAAGGUAGAAAUUUCUUUUGGGCAAGAAAAAUCCUUGAAAAGAAAACCAGCAGUAUCUAGUGACUCUGAAUAUGAGGGAGAUGUUAGAGCCAAUGUUGAAGACAUUGCUUCAUCUGCCAGGAAGAUUGCUGCGGGAAGGAAGAUUCCUCUCAACAUACCUGAAGUUCCAAUUGAUAAUAUCUCCUUUCACUCUGCUUCAUAUGUAGAAAAAUGGAAGUUCAUGUGUUAG
This is a messenger RNA of Vicia faba (fava bean), 330 nucleotides long. Lineage: Eukaryota; Viridiplantae; Streptophyta; Magnoliopsida; Fabales; Fabaceae. The record is from the annotation of a GenBank genome assembly.